This is a messenger RNA of Caenorhabditis sp. 36 PRJEB53466, 2453 nucleotides long. Lineage: Eukaryota; Metazoa; Nematoda; Chromadorea; Rhabditida; Rhabditidae. The record is from the annotation of a GenBank genome assembly.
AUGGAUCCGGAAGAGGUCAAUCGAGCGCUUGGGCACUACCUCAACGAUGCCGAUUCGGGCGAGUUGGUCGUCGAGGACAGCACAACUGUGCAAGUGAGUUUUUUUCCGUUCCGCGAUCGGAUUUCAUCGCUUGACGAAAUUCGUUCAAGCCGAGAGAAAGAUUGUCUGGCGCGAUCGCGAUCGGCAAAUCGAAAGUUUUUCGAGUGAUAACGAAAGAAAGAGAGCGUGAUAACGGCCGAUUGAUUAUCACCUCGUGACUUAAACAACGAUCAAGCGAUCAAGUUGCGAACGUAGUUUUUGGCUGGGGGUUUUGCGAAUUUGGACCAGUGGGCCGGACUAUUUAUUUAGGAAUUAUGUGGAUGGCUGAAAAGAGACCGAAAGGGUUUUUUUUGCUCGAAUCCACACUGCACACUUCUUGGACAGUCGGGGAAUAGGGUAUCCGGUUUCUCACAGCCUCAAACUAAUAUGUACCGCAUCGAAUCGACAAGUAGCAUGUAUUCUAGUAAAGAACUCUAAACAAAGUUGGAUGAAUUAAAAAAAAAAGCAUCAGCAGAAACAUUUUGUGCGAGAACGGAAUGAAAAAUCGGAUGCGAACAAUGCUUUACAUCAUUCUAUUUCGAGAACAGUGGGGCUAGACAAGUCCUUUUUCGCGCAGUUCCAUUUCGAAAUCGCACCAACAAUAACCGUUUUUCAGGUAAAAAAUCCGGAAGCGCGAAAGACGGGCGACAAAAUCGAAGUGUUCUAUUCACGCAAGACGACAGUCGUCUCGCCGACCAAUUCAGAUGAUGAGGAGGCGGACUUUUGCUCCGACUCGGAACUUCUUCCCUCGUCGCAAGAGGGACAUCGCUCCAGAGCCACGUCGUUCCACGGAAGGGUUCGAGCUGGCAGCGACGACGAGACGGCCAACCCGAAGCACACUGUUCUCAGGUUCGGCAGGCUACGACUUCGUUCAAAAAGUUCCCAUUUUUAGCAACUUUACCGCACUCUUUAGAGGAGUCUUGCAGUAACUCUUCGUAUUUAACAUUCCGUUUUCAGAUAUCGCCGCAAAAAGGGCGGUCAGUGGCGAGAGGUGAACGUGCAAGGGACGCCCGACAAGCGGAAAGACGAUGAGGAUGAACUGGAGGUGGAUGUGAAGGAGGACCGGUCCGAGCAGACGGGCGUCGUCACGAAGACGUACGAGGCACGGUGGAAGGUGCUCAAGUACGAGCAUCUGCCCGAGUGGCUGCAGGAUAACGAGUUUCUAAGGUGAAUUCGGACACUUCACUCAUUUUCGAACAAUUCUCAACGUGUAUCGUUCAGACACGGCCACCGUCCGCCACUCCCCUCGUUCUCCGAAUGCUUCAAAAGUAUUCUGUCGCUGCACACGGAAACUGGAAACAUUUGGACGCAUCUCAUCGGAUGCGUCGCCUUCUUUCUUCUCGCCUGCUGGUUCCUCACGAGACCCGACAAUCACAUUCAGUUCCAGGAGAAGGUAUCGCGCUUUUUCUGCCACCGAGCAUUCUAUCGAAACGGCUUUUUUUCAAAAGAUUAAAGAAAAAAAUAAAAAUAAAUAUAUAUAUUAUAAAAAAAAUAAAAAAAAAUUGAAGUCUUCUUUUUUUCGAUAAAAUUGAAGUCUUCUUUCAGGUCGUCUUCUCGUUCUUCUUCGUCGGCGCCGUCCUCUGUCUCGGUCUCUCGUUCGCAUUCCACACGCUCUCAUGCCACUCGGUGAACGUCGUCAAACUGUUCUGCAAACUAGACUACAUGGGCAUAUCGCUGCUCAUCAUCGGCUCCUUCAUUCCCUGGAUCUACUACGGCUUCUACUGUCGUCGCGAGCCCAAAAUCACGUACAUCGCAAUGGUUUGCGUGCUCGGCAUCGGCGCUAUCGUCGUCUCGUUGUGGGACAAAUUCAGCGAAUCCAAGUUCCGGCCGAUCCGCGCGGCCGUCUUCGUCGGAAUGGGAUGCAGUGGUCAGUGAAAUUCAUUUAUCCGAUAGCUUGUCCCAUUUCAAAGCGCACAUGAGAGCCAGAUUUUUGAUUUCACGUCUUCAUUUUUAGAAACAAGCCGGGACUAGAAAAAAACAGUCUGUGGACGUGGAGUUUUCUAGUCCCGUAGAAAAACAAGCCGUGCCACGUAUUCAUUAAUUUCAGGCAUCGUGCCGACGGUGCACUACAUCAUAACAGACGGCGUCCGUUCGCUUUUCGAGGACAACUCGUUCCACUGGCUCCUGCUGAUGGCGUUUCUCUACUUGCUCGGCGCCCUGCUCUACGCCACGCGCACGCCCGAACGCUUCUUCCCCGGAAAGUGCGAUAUUUGGGUGAGUUGGAGGGAACCGCACGUGAGACGAUUUCAUUCGCAUCUUUUUAGUUCCAAUCUCAUCAGCUGUUCCACACGUGCGUCGUCGUCGCCGCCUUCGUCCACUACUACGGAAUUUCCGAAAUGGCGUUUGCUCGCCUCAACGAGCAGUGUCCGGCGUGA